AUGGCUGAUUCAAGAGUUCGCAAGAAUGCAACAGAACCAAUCAAUACAUACUCAUUCAUUCGUGGAAGUUAUGAUUCAACAUUAACCAGAACAGUGAAUGAUAUAUUAAAUGAUUUGAAUAUUAAGGUAAGAGUUGAACAGAAGAAUGAAGAAAUAAAGACCAUCGUCAAUGAAAACAAAGAUGUAAACAUUGACGAUAAACUAGCUCAGAGCAUAGUUGAUGGCAUCUGUGAUUUCGAAGUACAUAAUGAUGGUGGAAACAUGAAUUUAGAAAAAGAAAUAACAUUAUUCACACUGUUUCAAGCUAUUAAUUCGUUACCUAAUCAUUUGAUUAAUGAAGCAUACGAUAACGUUUAUAACUUCUGCAAUUUAACUGAAAAUGCAAAAAGUAAUUUUGAAAAAGCACGUGAUAGAUAUGCACAUUUAAUGACUUCUCCAUUUGUUUUGGUGAAGAUUCUAAAACUUUAUCAAAAGGAAUAUUAUGAUGAAUAUGUUUUGCCUUUAUUACGUAAGCCAAAAAUAACAUUUGACAUCAAACUUGAUGACUCGUUUUUGAUAACAGAUAUUAGACGCAAGGCUGAAAAUCAUCAGUAUAAAAACAGUUCUGAAGUAAUUGAGGAUUUAUCACGUGUAAUCCGUUUUGUAGAUUGUGGAAAUAAAUAUUUCAUUCAAAAAGAUUACAACAUCCACGACAAAACGAAUCAAAUAUCAUUCGUUCUUCAAUCAAACAUGAAAGAGUCACUUAAAAUGAUUAAAUUAUUUAAAGAAGAAGGUAAAACAAUAACAGCAUGGGAUGUACUAUUAAAUCAAUUAUCUUCAUUAACCGUUAAGGGUGUUUGCUUUAAAUCUGAUUCCCCAGAUGUUUUCUCAACGUUUCAGGGUUAUAAAUACAACAUUCUCGAAAAGCUUGAUUACUCAAAAAUUGAGAUGUUUAUGAAUUUCAUUAAAGAAGUCAUUUGUGAUAAUAACGAUGAAGUGUAUAAAUACCUUCUCGGCUGGAUUGCAUCAAUGAUUCAACAUCCUGGAAUCAAGAAUGAAACAGCAAUUAUUUUGAAAGGACUUCAGGGAACAGGUAAAAACAGAUUUACAGACAUUAUUUCUGAACUUCUCGCCGGUUAUUCAUGCAAAAACAUUACUGAAAUAAGUGAGUUAACGGGUAAUUUCAAUUCAGUAGUUGAGAAUAAAAUGUUUCUUGUACUUAAUGAACUCAAGAAUGUAGGUGAAGACAGACUUGCAAACUUCAACGCUUUGAAAUCAAUUAUAACGGAUAAUGAGAUUAGAAUUAAUGAAAAGAAUCAACCCAGAAGAA
Molecule: messenger RNA, 1309 nt
Organism: Trichomonas vaginalis G3
Lineage: Eukaryota; Parabasalia; Trichomonadida; Trichomonadidae
Exons: 1
Source: RefSeq, a predicted model, not a curated record